AUGGUGCUGAAGCUUAGAGCGCUGCCGCCGGUGCGAGGGAGAACAUCGUCUGCGUCAACGUCCGGUCCGGGAGGGAGAGCAGCCGGUCCGGGAGGGAAGGAGGGAGGGAGGGGGCUGCAUGGACACAGGGCGGCUAUAGGCUGGGCCCAGGGUAAGCUAUAUAUAGAUAGAUAGAUAGAUAAUAAUAUAACAAUAAUAAUAUAAUAUAGAUAAUAUAAUAUUACAAUAAUAUAAUAAUUAUAAAACUAUAGAUAAUAAUAUAAUAAUGAUAACAAUAUACUACUACUAAUUUUAUAAUAAUAAUAUAGAUAAUAAUAUAGGGAGAGAGGGCCGAGGGGGUCUGUAUAGCACAGGGAGUUAUUAUUAUUAUUAUUAUUAAUUAUAGGACAUUCUCUGAGUAUUGGGGUAAGCUAUAAGAGAGAGGGCCGAGGGGGUCUGUAUAGCACAGGGAGUUAUUAUUAAUAAAUAAUAGGACAUAAGAAUGAACCAGUGACGAGAGGAUUCAUAUAUUAUCUAUGAACUUAAUAAACUGUGUCUAAUAGCUUGUCUUUAUAUAUACAAGGUUUGUGUACAUGUAGGACACAGGGUUUAUAUAGGGAGUAUAAAGAAUAUCCAUAGUAGAUAAUAAGGUCUGGUGCAGUAGUUAUGGUAGGUGUACAGGUCAUAUAAAGAGGGAGGGGGCUGCAGGAAUAGCACAAUCCUAUUAUGUGAAGCAAUGGUUUGGGGUGAUCAUACAAAAAGGGUUUUUUAAUAGUGUUUAUAUAGGCACAUACAUAAUUUGUAUACCAGUUUCCAUACCCCCCUUUUUUAGAGUGAGAUAGAAAGAGGGUGUUUUGUUUGUAGAAGUCAGGUUUAGCGGUAAAAUAAAAUUUCUCACCCAGGUUGUGCAUGGUCCAGGUGUGCAAGCAGUGUGUAGUACAGGUUUGUUUACAACAUUUGUCAUGUUGUCGAUGAAAAUAUUUGAGAUUUAGUGGACUAAAGCUAGAUUAAAACUGAAACAAUUCAGCAGACUAAAAUACGACUAAAAAACUAAAAUGGGUUUUUCGUCAAAAGACUAUGACUAAAACUAAAUUGAAAUUUGCUGCCAAUAAUAACUGAUUUACAGGUGCAGUGAUGGGCUCGGAAGGCGUGCCAGCUUUCUUCACUUGGGAAGAAGUACAGCGACACAACACUCGCGAAGAGCGAUGGCUGGUCAUUCAUCGCAAGGUGUACGAUAUCACCAGGUUCUGCAAGAUACACCCAGGAGGGACGCGGGUCAUAAGCCACUAUUCAGGACAAGAUGCCACCGUGAGAAAAAUCACAAUAUUAGCACUGGGAGUGGGCAUCAUACACCCAUGGGGAUAAAGGGAGGUCACGCAUUCCAGAGUCUGUCAAAAUCUCAAAUGGUGGGGUGCAGAGAUUAAACAAUUCACUUAUGGAUUAAGAAUAGUCAGACAAUACACAGGGUAUUUACAGUAUGACAUGUGUAUUACGUCAAGUAUUAAAUAUGGGGAGUGAUAAUCUAUAACCAUUAGAGACACUAGAGCACAUUCAUUUUUUUUUAAAUUUCACAAUUUUGGGUUCCAGCCCUGAAAUUCCUGUACAUUAAUGGCACAUUAAGGGCAGAGAGAAUCUAACUUACAAGGUACUAUGCACAUCUUUGUGGCUUAUCUGGGCAUUAUUCCACAUUGAUAAAUAUAGGCACAGCCCAUGUCACCGCCACUGAUAACAUUAUGUCAUGGAGGGAUACCUGUUUGUUGAAGAGAUAUAUAAAUAUAUCUCUUACCUAUGUGUGACUAUAUAUUAACAAACAGGACUAAUUCAAAUUUCGCUAUAGGCCUUACGGAGUUUGCAUUUUGUUUUUCUUCUCUAUUUUUCUUGCCGUUAUUGUUGCUAAAUUAGUAGUAUCUCUGUUUUAUUCACUGAGAGUAAAGUAUUAGUUAUUUAUAAAUAUACUUUGCAUUAACAAAAACAGGAACGUAACAUUGAUAACGGGCUGACUUAACUCAGCUGAUUAAUUCUUAUCUCCCCAAACUAUCUCUGUUUCUAACACUGCUAGUUUGCAGUGAAUGAUUUAAGUAAAUAUCCAUAGAUCACAAUUACAACAUUAAUGGCUUUAUAAAGCAGCACGUUACCAGCAUAAAAUGAUCACUUCAUUUAUAGUAAAAUGUUAGCUAUACCUUACAUGCUGAAGGGUUACUUUAUUAGUAUUUAUUAUUAUUAUAUAUAUUAGUAUGCUUAAUGAAUAUGUGGCUGUAUUUAUUUAAAACUCAUUACACGCUUUGUGUAGAUUAUAGAUCUGUGUAUGUGCGGAUGCUCAGUUUAACAGAUUACACAUGUGUAGUCCACAGAGUCAGGUGUUAGAUCUUUGUAGCACUGCCUGCAUUCUGCUCAUUCACAGGAUUGGUGCAGGCCUGUGGUACGACCAUAUGCUCAGCCCACUUCCCCCCAUCACCAUCCUCUCCCUCCCUGUCCUGGGGGGGGAGUAGCUGGGCUAGUUUAUGUCAUACUACAGACAUCAUUCACAAAUUAACCUCUGAUGUUCUGCUCUGUGGAGCCCAAAAGAGAUACAUGUUUUGGAAAAGAAAGAAAUUCUGCAAAAGAACAAAUAGCAUCAAAAAAGAUAAGAAAUAGAGCAGCACUUUUAGUAUAGUUAUCUACCACUGACAAAAGAAUUCUCCCAGGUCUAUUUACAGCAAGGCCAAUGAGUGCUCCAAACUUGGCAGCUUUUAAAGAGGAAACAAUGAUCCACCUAGUAGAAAUGUGUCACAAUUUAUGCAUUUAUACAGCGUGCGCACAGUGACAGAAUAACACAUUUUUACAUUGAAAAUUAUUAUUUGUGGUUAAUUUCCGUGCUGGAGGUAUGAGUUUCAUUUGUGUUUUCCAGCCUGACAAUUUGCCUAGGGUCACCAUGACUACAGUCCUAAACUGAAUAUAUAUAGGGAUUUGAAAAAUGCAAAACACAUGCAGUUGUUUUUAAGUAAUAGCCCAUUACAUAUCAUAGGGGUUUCAGCUAAAUUGUUCAUUUUGCUCUCACUUAUAACGAUAGAGGAAUUAACUAUUUUGCUUCAAUGGGGAAUUUAAAAAAUGUUGAGCUGUAAAUAUGUCCCAUACAUAGCAGUGUGGGACACUUAAAUGUUUACAUCAUGCAUAUUUUUCUGUGUGUUUUCAGGAUCCAUUCACUGCCUUCCACAUCGACAAGGACUUGGUGCACAAGCGUUUAAAGUGUCUGCUGAUUGGGGAACUUUCUCCUGGGGAACCAAGCAUAGAACCCAGCAAAAAUGUGAGCAUUCGGCUGAGGGCCAUUUAUUUUGUUUCCCAAGUCUGACAGCCUUCCUAUACCAAUCUUUUUGAUAGUGUAUUCUCAUGUUUACUUGCUGUCUUUCUUACAGGCUGCCAUGGUGGAGGAUUUUCGUAGUCUGCGGUCUACAGUGGAGCGGAUGGGUCUCUUGAAACCCAAUAAGUUAUUCUUCUUUGGCGUCUUGAUUCAUAUUAUAUUGCUUGAUGUAGUGGCCUGGGCUACACUCUACUACGGUGGUACCUCACUCAUCCCAAUACUGAUUUGUGGUUUAAUUCUGGGCACAGUGCAGGUACAGAGUUCUCACCAGGUGGUCAUGAGUAUAACUGACUCUUGUAUCAAAUAUCAUCAGAAUCCGUGAGCUGUCUCUUUCCACCACAUUUCCCUUUUUUCCAUAAAAUGUAGACUGUCUCUUUGGUUCAGGUGGUCCAUUCUCCAGCCUUAUCUUUAUUUAAUCUUAUUGUGAUAUGUCAUAUUCAUCUUAGUUGAUUUCAUUUUUGCCAGCUGUCUUAGUGUGUUACUCAGCUGUCUGACGUGUGUCACCAUUCUCUCUUAUGAUUAAAUGGAAUCAGUCUUAAAAUUACAUAACAGGAGUCUCUCAACUUAACCUUUACCACACUUAUGUUUCUGUUGUUAAACCAAAAUAAGUCGAAAUACCCAGUUUAAGCCAUUUCCCAAUGUGCCACAAAAAGGGCGAAUAUCCUUCUUUACUCCAAGGUGCAGUAAGAUGUAUUAUUGUGUCAUCAAAUUAUUAAUACACUGCACAUUAACUAUUAAAUCCUAAAAUAGAUAUUUAAAAAUCCACACAUUACAAAUAUCUACUAACCUGAUAAAAUAGCUUCUGUAAGGCAGAGAAGCCCAUUUCCUUUUGUUUUUAGCCUGAAGAACCAGUUUCUUCUCUUUUCUUCAAAUGUCAGUUGAUCAUCUCUUGUUUUAUGUAUAGUUAUGUCAAUGAACAGGUGAAGAGAGCUGUUUUUCUUUUUGGUCCAUCCACAUAUUUGUGUAAUGUUUUCAUAUAACACAUGAUUUUUUAAAGUUCAACUUUCUGUCCCUUCAUUAUUAAGAUCUUCCAUCCAUUUCAUUAACUUUGCACUCAAACGCUAAACUUUUACUAGUUCCAUAAUAUGUUUCCUUAAAUCAGUCCCCUGAAAUUGUACAACAUUAAAGUGUGGAUUUUGCCAUUGAUUUAUACAGAGCAAAAAUAUAUUUUUAGCAAUCUAUUAGAAUCCCUUACCUACCCAAACUCUGCUGACUGAGAUUGCAAAAUGUUUCGCAGUAUAGUAACGUUUUCCUUAAAGAGGCUAUGUCACUUAAGGUAAUAUCCCCCAUUGUGGUUAGCAGUAGUUACCUGGAGCUGUUCACUGCGGGUGCAGACAUUUUCUUCAGCUCCUGGUGCAUGAUUCACCAUGAGUUGCAUCAGUACUGUGCUAUUGUGCUUGCGCAAGAGUACAACACUGAUGUCAAUGGAGGAUCCAGCAAGACUGCAGGAUUCUACAUAGACCAAGGUUUGCGAGUGGUGAGAUUCAGCCAGAUUUCCACAGCCAAUGCUACUGAUUGCAGGGGGUAUUGGCAGAACUUAUGACAACCCUAGGCUUUAUCAUAAGAAAAUAAAGUCCCUCACUGACCUGUGGCCAGACGACAGAUAACGGAGCAGUGAGACUGCAGGAGAAAUGAUCAAUACACUAUAAUUGCUUCAUUAAAUUAAAGUUGUUUUGGUGAUUAGCGUGUACCAAAUUUUAUCUGCCACUUGCCUGCAUAGUCCCCCAAUUUAUCCACAUCCAUCUUCAGAAAAGUCACAGUCUGGUGAGUCUGAAAAUAACUUUUUUUAGUGGUGUGUUGUCUGCAAUCGCUGAGAAAUAAAAGAUUAAUGAACAGAUUCCAUAAUUGCCCUCCUUUUAAAUGAGUGUCGAAAAUUGCACAACAUAUUCAUAGUUGAGUGUUUCCAUUGAUUUGUAAAGAGGCAACAUGAUGUAAAUUAAUACCCCUUUUUGUGCAUGUCAGUAACACUGGCUUUACAGCUACUCACUAACAGUGUGCAUUUUUGCGUUGUUAACUGCGUAUAUUUCUUCUCAAAUCUUUCUGAGCAGGCUGUGUGCUUCUUAUACCAAAAUUCUCGCUUAUUGUCUUAGCAUCAGAGACGGUCUGGUUCUUGCUCAGAGUUAGGUUGCCUCUGCCUGUUAUAAUUCUUCUCUUAUAAUCAAACUUUCUGAAAUCCUACUGCCAUAUGUUUUGUUCUCUUUCUAGGUUGUUUCCUUGCUAUUUCCUUACUAGACUUUAUCCCUUUAAGGAUGUUUCUGUAUCCCAUUGUUUUCUCACAGUUUGGCUGUCUUGCUCCUUUUCAGGCUCAAGCUGGUUGGCUGCAACAUGAUUUUGGGCAUUUGUCAGUUUUCAGCCAAUCUAAAUGGAAUCACGUGGUACAUAAAUUUGUGAUUGGACACCUGAAGGUAAGAAAUUACCCUUUGUACACUUUUUACCAGUUUUAAAAUAUAGACAAGAACAAAAAUAUACACAAGAACACCCACCACACUAUUUGUUUUCUCUUAGCUUCCAAUUGGCACUCCAGCUCUUAAUAUUCUCUCCUGUGCCUCAUACGGACCCUUCCAUUCUUUGUAAUCUCUCCUGUGCUUCAUACGGACCCUUCCAUUCUUUGUAAUCUCUCCUGUGCCUCAUACGGACCCUUCCAUUCUUUGUAAUCUCUCCUGUGCCUCAUACGGACCCUUCCAUUCUUUGUAUUCUCUCCUGUGCUUCAUACGGACCCUUCCAUUCUUUGUAAUCUCUCCUGUGCUUCAUACGGACCCUUCCAUUCUUUGUAUUCUCUCCUGUGCUUCAUACGGACCCUUCCAUUCUUUGUAAUCUCUCCUGUGCAUCAUACGGACCCUUCCAUUCUUUGUAAUCUCUCCUGUGCCUCAUACGGACCCUUCCAUUCUUUGUAUUCUCUCCUGUGCUUCAUACGGACCCUUCCAUUCUUUGUAAUCUCUCCUGUGCCUCAUACGGACCCUUCCAUUCUUUGUAAUCUCUCCUGUGCCUCAUAUGGACCCUUCCAUUCUUUGUAAUCUCUCCUGUGCCUCAUACGGACCCUUCCAUUCUUUGUAUUCUCUCCUGUGCCUCAUACGGACCCUUCCAUUCUUUGUAUUCUCUCCUGUGCCUCAUACGGACCCUUCCAUUCUUUGUAUUCUCUCCUGUGCUUCAUACGGACCCUUCCAUUCUUUGUAAUCUCUCCUGUGCCUCAUACGGACCCUUCCAUUCUUUGUAAUCUCUCCUGUGCUUCAUACGGACACUUCCAUUCUUUGUAAUCUCUCCUGUGCCUCAUACGGACCCUUCCAUUCUUUGUAAUCUCUCCUGUGCCUCAUACGGACCUUUCCAUUCUUUGUAAUCUCUCCUGUGCCUCAUACGGACCCUUCCAUUCUUUGUAAUCUCUCCUGUGCUUCAUACGGACCCUUCCAUUCUUUGUAAUCUCUCCUGUGCUUCAUACGGACCCUUCCAUUCUUUGUAUUCUCUCCUGUGCCUCAUACGGACCCUUCCAUUCUUUGUAAUCUCUCCUGUGCCUCAUACGGUCCCUUCCAUUCUUUGUAUUCUCUCCUGUGCUUCAUACGGACCCUUCCAUUCUUUGUAUUCUCUCCUGUGCUUCAUACGGACCCUUCCAUUCUUUGUAAUCUCUCCACACCAGCCUCCUCUGAGGACCCUUCAACUCUUUGUAAUCUCUCCUGUGCUUCAUCUGAGGACCCUUCCAUUCUUUGCCAAUCUUCCUCCUGUGCUUCAUCUGGACCCUUCCAUUCUUUGUAAUCUCUCCGCAAAGCCGUCAUACGGACCCUUCCAUUCUUUGUAAUCUCUCCUGUGCCUCAUCACGGACCCUUCCAUUCUUUGUAUUCUCUCCUGGUAAGCUUCAUCUGGACCCUUCCAUUCUUCCAGCCCCAUUCUCUCCACUAUUGCUUCAUACGGACCUUCAUUCUUUUGUAAUCUCUCACACCAAUGCUUCAUCACGGACCCUUCCAUUCUUUGUAUUCUCUCCUGUGCUUCAGCGGACCCUUCCAUUCUUUGUAAUCUCUCCCUGUGUGCAUCAUCUUGAGGACCCUUCCAUUCUUUGUAAUCUCCUGCCUCAUCACCGGACGGCCCUUCCAUUCUUUGUAUUCUCUCCUGUGCUUCAUACGGACCCUUCCAUUCUUUGUAUUCUCUCCUGUGCUUCAUACGGACCCUUCCAUUCUUUGUAAUCUCUCCUGUGCUUCAUACGGACCCUUCCAUUCUUUGUAUUCUCUCCUGUGCUUCAUACGGACCCUUCCAUUCUUUGUAAUCUCUCCUGUGCCUCAUACGGACCCUUCCAUUCUUUGUAAUCUCUCCUGUGCCUCAUACGGACCCUUCCAUUCUUUGUAUUCUCUCCUGUGCUUCAUACGGACCCUUCCAUUCUUUGUAAUCUCUCCUGUGCCUCAUACGGACCCUUCCAUUCUUUGUAAUCUCUCCUGUGCCUCAUAUGGACCCUUCCAUUCUUUGUAAUCUCUCCUGUGCCUCAUACGGACCCUUCCAUUCUUUGUAAUCUCUCCUGUGCCUCAUACGGACCCUUCCACUCUUUAUAAUUGUCUCUUGCACUUGCUAAUGGUCUUACCGCCAGUGCUUCCCAUGGACCCCCCUAUUCUUUGUAUUAUUUCCUUUGCUUCCUAUUUGGGUAACUGUAUUUGUAUUAAUUUCCAGUUUUUUGAGGGUGUAUCAGUUGUAGGCAACUUUUGCACUCCAAAUGUUGUGGACUAAAUCUCCCCUGAUGCUUUGCCAGCAUUUUGGCUGUAAGAGCAUUAUGGGAGAUGUAGCCUACCCCUGGAUUAUAGCGAAGCCAGGCGAUGGCUUUUCGUUUCAGUGCCGCUGUGUGCAACAAGGAGACAAAGCUGUGUAUAGUUGGGCUCCUGCUUUAAAUGCAGCACAGCUCCGGAAGGCUUGCUCUUGCACUGUAGUCAUGUGUGAUGUUACAUGCACAUUGAAAGCCAAGUGGGAGCUUUGCUUAGAUCUCGCGGGAAGGGGAGACUAUAGUGUGACCAGGAAAUCCUUGUGGGAAAGAUUGGGGGGAACUAGGAGCAUGGAGGGGGUAACUAGGGGUAAGAUAUCUAAGUGAAAUGGCAAUCGAAGUAAUGAAUACAAGUGGGACCAUAUUGUGAUAAAAGGGAAGAAGCAAAAUUGGAUGAAAAACAAUAGUAAUAAGGUAAUUGUAUUUAGUAGAGAAAGAUUAUAGAAGAAUGGGCACGCAUAUAUGUAUUCUUAUGUAAAUAUAGGUAUUAUAUUGAGAGGGAUCCUACACACAAAUUAGACAAUUCUUUCUUCACACAUACACAGAUAUACCACAAAAUGACAUACAUAUAGACACGAUACAAGAACACCACUGAAUUCACCUGUAACGAAACACUCCAUGCAUGAACCUUCAUUCACAUACACUGACAUUCACACACACUGACAUUCAUUAAACAACAAAUGGCAAAAUUAAAGCUGAAAUAGCUAAUCUGGAAAAAAAUUCCAGCUGAUCUAUUGUCAAAUCUUCUUUAUUGUAUCUUUAAUCUUGACAUUCAGAGUUCAAUUCAUUACAAUUUGGAGUUAAUUGUAACAAUCCACACAAUUAUACCAUUCAUUUCAAACACAGUGACACCACACACAACACCUCUAAUACAUUCAAAGCACAUCAUCCUGGAAUCGUUGCUCAGUUGACAGUUAUGCAAUCCAACACUCUUUGUGCAUUGUGGAUGUGAUGUGUAGCACUCUCCACAUGCGCAUCCACUCAAAUGCUUCUCAUAGCAAAGCAUUACAUUUUUUUUUUUUUUUUCAUUCAAGGUUUAUUAGCUUCAUUGGUGUUUACAUCAGAAAGGCAUAUAUGUGCGUAAAAAAUAAUGUAGCAAGAUAACAUCGUAGUAUAACAUCGUACUUAACAGGUAUAGUGGUGAAAGAAAGGUAAAUAAUAGGUAGCUCUAAGGUAACAUGGUAGGUUGGCUGGUCGAUGGUAGCACAAAGCAACACAUUCUCCUAUUUAAACAUGUCAAUAUGAUUCCGAACCUUGCAAUGUCUGUCAAACAUCAACAGCCUAAAUCGGCCUCAGCAAGCACAGCCUCUAGGUUUAGUGAUACAAUAUUUAAAUGAAAACAAUAUUAAAAUUAAAGUUAACAAUUAAAUGAAAAGAUAAAUGUCCAGACUCUCCGUGGAGUCAGGAAUAGGGUGGAGGGAUUACGUGGAGGCCCUCGUGUGAGCUGCGGAGUAUAUUUGUCUCCGUGCUUCCUUGGGUCUGAUUCGGUGCACGUAUCUCCGGGCAUUUUAUCACGCCAAAGUAAAAGUGGGGUGGGUUGAACAAGGCUAGUGUCUGAUUGUUAUGUAUAGUCGACUUACGCCUCAGUGUGCACCUCAAUUGCUGGUAACUAGGUAACAGAGCAAAAAUCUAUACGUACUAGUAAGAAAGUAAUCUACAUUGGAUAUAAACUUUACUGUACUGCGUAAUCAAGCUAUGUCUAUCUUAGCCUGUGAUUAUGCUGUCGGCACAGUGAAACGUAUAUGUAUUAGAGAAAAAAAAAACACCCCUGCAGGUGUAGCGCUUAUACUGGUUCAAAGCAUAAUUAAGCAUAGUUGGCUAAACAGUAGUAAUAUAAGACUGUGCAAAGCAUGGUGUAGGUCACGUCCGGUUCUAGAACAAAAUUGUUCCCGUCUUCUAAGAAGGAAAGACGUAAAAAGGGGAAAAAGGGCCUGCGUGAAGUCCCCAUUUAAACACCCGUGGGAUUAUGUCCCAGCAGUCAAAAGGGGCCUUGUGCCGUGCACGCGCGGCCGGGCGUAGUAAGACACCCUGAUAUAAAAUGAUAAAAGGAGGAAAGUAAGGGAAUUUAACAUGGCAAGUACAUUUGGUUUUAUGCCGGGGUAUAAACACUUAAGUACUCGGCAUACAAUGCAGUAACAAUCUUAUGUAGAUGUUGCCUAGUGUUGAGCGUUCUAAACUAACAUAAUAAUAAAGAGUGUUCACAGCGUAUUUAACGUAUGGUAAGUCCACAUCCAGAGUCAAUCUUCGAUCAAAAAGUUAUAUGAAACUGUGAGACCUAAGGGUUGCUUGACAUGUCCGUGGGCUCACCGUGGUGUACAAUAACCCAGGGCACCAGGCCUCCAAACAUCAUCCCCAGGCCCCCACAGCUUCCCCCUUGGGCACCCCAGCACAGUGGGCACUCAGAGGCAACGUGAGUCCAUGCAUUCCCCCCCCCCAAGAGUCUGCAGACCCAGCGCCUCCUGCACCUCCCCUGAACCGUUGGCGCAUUGCGGGGUAAUCAGAUGUCCGUGAACGUCUCGCCCACUGCCGGCCUCAGACACGGGGGAGGGCACGCCGCCCCUCGCCACCGGUCCGCCAGAGGCAAGCGGACCCCCACCCCGCAGGGCUCUCAGCCGUGGGGACAUUUCUCUCCGGGCGCCCGCCAGACCCAGCGAUUGGACAUCCGUGGCCUGUGGGUGGUCUGGGACAUCCGUCUGCGUCCGUCAACCCCAGGCCCGUACUGACGGUCAGUGGUGCCCCAAAGGACGGUGGUAUAUGUCCCCUCGGUCUCGUUUGCUGUCGGGGCCCCUUUUUGGAAGUCAUUGCCAGUCUAGGAGGGCAGCCUGGGCCCAGCACGGAAACUCUCGUCUCGGCGCGUGUCGCCUCCAUGUGGCCGGGAUCUCCCCCACCGGCCUGGGGGGGGGAGCGGGGCCGGACCCCGAGCCAGGAGCUCCUGCCACCAGGGUAAGUGUCUGCUGCUUGUCGUCCGUUUCCCAGCGUAGUCAGCAUGCGUUCCACCCGAUCAGCAGUCACCUGAGUCUGGUCUUGCUGCUGUGGGUAGGCCGUGAACUUGUUUUCGGUGCACUCAGACGGUUUUGGGUCACCAACUGGUAUCCUCUUGGAGCUGGGGUUGUCCUCCAUAUUAUUGCAACAGGUAUUCUGGUCUUGGGGCCCCCCGUGGCCAUUUCAAGUGCCAUUUGUUGUUUUAAGCCUGGAGCCAUAUCAAUCUGCUUCCAUGUGGCUCGGCGGUCCGGCCCCGCCCCCAAGCAUUACAUUUUAUACCUUCCUAUGAGCUGCAUUUGAUGACAUUCGACAUCCUUAUGGAACAUCAUAUGAUAGAGUUUCACUUGGUUGUUGCAGAGGAAGCACACUCAGUCGCCGUCAGGAAGACAGCCAUAAGAAGUGUGCUUUGCCCUUUAAAGUACACAUUGCUGUUUCUACAAAACGGCAAUCUUUUGCAUUGCAGGGUUAAAAUUGAAGUGAACACUUUAUUGAGAUGAAGUCAUCUCAUUGUGAAUGAAUUUAGUUCUACUUUAAAAUACAGUUCUGUGCAAUGUUUUUUAUUUUCUUUUACAUUUCCUCACCGAUUAAUAAAUGUUAUAGAGCCCCUCAGGAUCUGCCCCUGUAUUAUGGAUUGCACUUUUUCAUUCAAUUUUUCCAAAUUCUCACACAGGGUGCUCCUGCUAGCUGGUGGAAUCACUUGCACUUCCAGCAUCAUGCCAAACCCAACUGUUUUCGCAAGGAUCCCGAUAUUAACAUGCACCCACUGUUCUUUGCACUGGGCAAGAAGUUGUCUGUAGAGGUGAGUCCAGAAAGUGAUGGGAGGCAAGUGGUAUUUGAGUGGAUGGAAAAGGCUAAUUCAAAGGGGGUAAAGACAUUGAAAGGCAAUAUGUAUAAUAUAAAACGCUGGAUGACCGAUGUCUAAUUCCUAUACUGAUGGGAUGGGUUGGAAAAGUAUCCCUACUGUCACUGUGACAUGUGAAAAAACCCCUAAAUGGACAUUUUGUUCAUGUUGAGGUUCAGGUUAGUAAAUAGAACUGACAAAGCAUAGGCUUGGAUAACUGACAGUCUGUGCCAAGAUGUGUUUAAAGAUGUCUGUCAGACAGGGGGAGUGGGAAAGCUACCCAGAUAAUUUAUUCAAUAAUCUCUAUACAUGUGAAUUAAAAAGAAAAUGAAAACAAUUGGAUUUUAUUACAUAUCGAUUACAUUGAGAUACUAAAAAAGCUUUAAUGAUAGUUAUCUUUUAGGAAGUAGUAAAGUAAGUACAAUAGAAAGCAUGUCUCAGACAUUGAUCUGUGUUCCAUGAAAUCUGCUGGCAUUAAAAGAACACUCGAAUCCCAAUAACCACUGGAACAUAGUGGUUAUGGUGCAAGGACGUUCUAGGCUUUUUAUACCAAACUAUUUUUGAGUAGUUUGAUGGAACUAUGGCUACCAUGGCACACACACCUUCUUUUGCCUCCUGCCAUCAAGAUAAUGAUGAUUUAUUAUAUCAUUGUGUGUUCAGCCAAUGAUAUGUGCAGCACUCGCAGCCUACCAUUGGUCUCCAUAUUUGUAUCACUCGCAGCCUAUCAUUGGUCUCCAUAUUUCUAUUUCGUGUCGCCUAUCAUUGCUCUCCAUAUUUGUAUUUCGUGUAGCCUAUCAUUGCUCUCCAUAUUUGUAUUACUCGGGUGGCGGUAUGGAAACCGGGACCCCUGAGUGCCUGAUGAGAAGUGGGAGUCUUCAGCGUGGAAGUGGAUUAUCAGGGCCUGGUGCAGGGCAACCGCAUGCCCCCUGGUGUUGAGCACCAGUGUUUGUGCAGCCACAUACCAGAACCCCGAUUCAGCUUAUGCGGAUCUCAGGAACUAGGAGCUUGGAAUUAAGCAGACCUCCCAGGAGCUGAAUAGGGAGGCUUUGCAGCAGCGAUGUAUCCAGUACUGAAGCAAUGCAAGACUAGAGAUAGGCACCAUACACGAAAACAAGACAAAAUUAGGAGAACAAGGCAAGACUAGAGAUAGGCACCAUACACGAAAACAAGACAAAACCAGAGCAGGACAGAAAGCAGAACCCAGAACAUGUACACAAGACAUAAGGAAAACAAGAACAUAACAUGGACAUGACUGGACAGGACUGUACAUGGACUGGGAUUACAAGACUAAAUAAAACAAGACAAGAAAAGUAUGGGGAUUUAGUUACAUUAUAUGAUCAUACAUUGCACAAGCCUGCCAACAACGCCAAUGUACCCCAUAUCUGGCAGGUCCUACACUGCCUAAUGUAUGCUAAAACAACCACACUAUGCCGUUUCUUGCAGGUAAGUGCUAUUGUGGUAGAGACUUGAAACACUGCUGCAGGUCCAGGCUGAAACAAAAGGAAAGUGGAAAGCAAACGGGUGUGGCAACAUAAAACAAACAUUUAAAUGAAUCUAAGAGACUGGGAAAUCCAGGGACGGAAUAUAAGAAUGAACCCAGAAAGCCAGCAACAAAGAAAACCAGACAUAGACCAGAAAACCAGAAAAACCAAGCAAGGACAGCAAAAAGAGUACUGGAUACCAGAAGCCAUUGCCAGAAUGAUCCGCAGCGAGGAACAGGAUGUGACACUAUCAUUGCUCUCCAUAUUUGUAUCACUCAUAGCCUGUCAUUGCUCUCCAUAUUUGUAUCACUCAUAGCCUGUCAUUGCUCUCCAUAUUUGUAUCACUCGCAGCCUAUCAUUGCUCUCCAUAUUUGUAUCACUCGCAGCCUAUCAUUGCUCUCCAUAUUUGUAUCACUCGCAGCCUACCAUUGCUCUCCAUAUUUGUAUCACUCGCAGCCUAUCAUUGCUCUCCAUAUUUGUAUCACUCGUAGCCUACCAUUGCUCUCCAUAUUUGUAUCACUCGCAGCCUACCAUUGCUCUCCAUAUUUGUAUCACUCGCAGCCUACCAUUGCUCUCCAUAUUUGUAUCACUCGCAGCCUACCAUUGCUCUCCAUAUUUGUAUCACUCGUAGCCUAUCAUUGCUCUCCAUAUUUGUAUCACUCGUAGCCUAUCAUUGCUCUCCAUAUUUGUAUCACUCGUAGACUAUCAAUGCUCUCCAUAUUUGUAACACUCGUAGCCUAUCAUUGCUAAGGGGCAUCAGGGCUUAGCUUUAGUAAUACAGAUAUGUGUUGUUGUUUUUUUUUUGUAUAUAUAGAAGCAUCCCUCCCAAAAUUGCGAGAUAUUAGAUCGGAUGCGUGGGCGGGCCUGGCAGUGAUACAACUCCCAUCAAUGGUGACACUCAUAAUGGAUGGGACCACCAUCUGUAAAAGGGGCAAGCCCACCCACUGUAGGGGCCUGACUGGACAGCCUCCAGCUUGCAAGUCUUUGCAUAUAGCGCCACUGAAUUAAUACCCUGCAGGGUUCAAGUGGAUAUAGAAACAGGGAACUAUUUUCUAUUUUAUUUUGGCGGUGAGGACCCUGAAAUUGGGACUGUCCUGCCAAAACUGGGAUUGUUGGGGGGUCUGCAGUGAUGUGUUAUGUACCAAACACACUGUGACAUACAUAUAAUCUUAUUGCUAAUUUGUGACAGCUAUAUCUCUCUCCUUCAUUUCAGCUCGGAAUUAAAAAGAAGAAGUAUAUGCCAUAUAACCACCAGCACAAGUAUUUCUUCCUGAGUGAGUAUAUAGCCCUGGAAGGUGGCAGUAAUGUCUGUCACGGUGAAAGGUAUUGAAAUAUAACCAAUGUACCCUCCUUCUUUCUGCAGUUGGUCCCCCUGCACUGAUUCCUCUUUAUUUUCAAUGGUAUAUUUUCUACUUUGCUGUACAUCGCAAGCAGUGGGCGGUAAGUACUAAUGAUUAUAGGAAACGAGAAGUGCUAUUAUAUUGGUGUACUGGUCAUUACUCAUUAAUCUGCUGUUUUUCCCACAGGACCUGGCCUGGAUGAUUUCUUUCUAUGUGAGAUUUGGGCUGUGUUACAUUCCCUUACUCGGUGUGGGUGGAACGAUUAGUAUGUUCAUGUUGGUUAGGUAAGCACUGCAUACAUACGUACAGAUUCGAGGAUUAGAUUUGGUAACAGUUUGUUAUGACAGUCAGAUGUUGCUGUGCGUUGUACAGUACUGUCAUGUACAAAAAUAGGUAUUAUUAAAGUAACAAAUAUACGUCUUAUUGUUUAGCUGAUAAACCCCACCAAAAACAAAAAGUGUGAGUGGUAUUAUUAGAGGGUUAGUCCAACAAAAACCUGUUUUAAGAAAACAUUGAUUUUGGUUACAUUAAAGGACCAUACUCAUUUUCCUGGCACUAUAGUGCCCUGAGGGUGCUCCCACCCUCAGGGUCCCCCUCCCGCUGGGCUCUGGGGGGAGGAAGGGAUACAGCUUACCUCUUUCUCCAGCGCCGGGCGAGGAGCUCUCCUCCUCCAUAGCGACGUGAUCGGCUGAAUGCACAUGCGCGGCAGGACCUGCGCGCACAGUGAGAAGCACGGAAGCACCUCUAGCAGCCUGGAUUAACCCUAUUAUAAACAUAUCAGUUUCUCUGAAACUGCUAUGUUUACAGCAGAAAGGGUUAAUCCUAGCUGGACCUGGCACCCAGACCACUUCAUUAAGCUGACGUGGUCUGGGUGCCUAUAGUGGUCCUUUAACCAUUACUGUGUUGGUCCUCCCUGGUCAAAAUAAAAAAACUAAACUUAAAUUUACCUGUAUUCCAACGCAGAGCCAAGUUAUCCCCUCAGUCUGAUCCUCCACCACUGAUGUCACUCCCCAGAGGAGGGAUGUAGGGGAGGAUGGCUGUUUGUUCUAGAAAAAGAGGACUCUUGGAGGGGAUAUGAAAAGUAGAAUAGUAAUUCAAAUACUCAUUUAUGCACCCUAGACGUACAGUGAAAGAAAAUCCACCGCUCAGAAAUGGUGAAAAUGUCAUAGGACCUUUUGUAUGUAAGGUUUUGCCUACAGUACUAUAGAUAUUAGCAAAGGAGUGGCAGAUUCAGCAGUAACAUUCAUAGUACAUUACACAAUUAUGUUUUGAUUGCUAUGGUAAAAUCAUCAAUUUCUCCUGCAGCUGAAAGGAACCUUUCAGAAAAAGAAAUUUUGAAAUAUGCAAUUAGUCCCUUUCUGUGUAGCCAGAAUGCAUAGGGCACUAUAGGAAUUAGGGUGUCCACAAAUCUGUUGUGAUGUGUUUGUAAUCAGGGCCGUACUAGGACAAAGAUUUGGCCUGGGUAUUUAGAAGCCUUGCAGCCAAAAGGGAGUUGUCUGUUCAGAGAGGGACAUAUCAUGUCAUUACCACCUACAAGCAUACCGCAGUGAACAUGUUAGUUUGAUGUCCCUCCAGGGCAGCCGAUGCACAGAACCCCGCUAAAGUGCUCUCACGUGGGGAAAAUGCGCAGCACUGUGUUUGUGGGUGAUGUCUCUAUGGUUCCCCAUAAGUGGAAUACCAGAGGACACAAGUGGGACAGGGCUGGUAAAGGGAGUUAUGCAUGUGUGGAGAAGCUGCCUGUAGGAUCCUUUGUGUUUGGUGUCUGCUUAUGGGAUUGGAUUUUUGCAAAGGUACUCUUUGUGGUGUAGUGUGUGUAAAGGGAUUUCUUUAUGCUGUACUACGUGUGACUUGUUGCAGAAGAGUGUGUGUGUUAAGGGGUGUAGUGUGUGUGUGUGUGUGUGUGUGUGUGUGUAGGAAGUAUAGUGUGAGUGUAUAGGGACUGUAGAGUGUGUAGAGUUUGUGUGUAUAGGAGCUGCAAUGUGUAUUUAGGAUCUGUAGUGUGUGUGUGUGUGUAGGGACUACAGGGAGUGCAGAAUUAUUAGGCAAGUUGUAUUUUUGAGGAUUAAUUUUAUUAUUGAACAACAACCAUGUUCUCAAUGAACCCAAAAAACUCAUUAAUAUCAAAGCUGAAUAUUUUUGGAAGUAGUUUUUAGUUUGUUUUUAGUUAUAGCUAUGUUAGGGGGAUAUCUGUGUGUGCAGGUGACUAUUACUGUGCAUAAUUAUUAGGCAACUUAACAAAAAACAAAUAUAUACCCAUUUCAAUUAUUUAUUAUUACCAGUGAAACCAAUAUAACAUCUCAACAUUCACAAAUAUACAUUUCUGACAUUCAAAAACAAAACAAAAACAAAUCAGUGACCAAUAUAGCCACCUUUCUUUGCAAGGACACUCAAAAGCCUGCCAUCCAUGGAUUCUGUCAGUGUUUUGAUCUGUUCACCAUCAACAUUGCGUGCAGCAGCAACCACAGCCUCCCAGACACUGUUCAGAGAGGUGUACUGUUUUCCCUCCUUGUAAAUCUCACAUUUGAUGAUGGACCACAGGUUCUCAAUGGGGUUCAGAUCAGGUGAACAAGGAGGCCAUGUCAUUAGAUUUUCUUCUUUUAUACCCUUUCUUGCCAGCCACGCUGUGGAGUACUUGGACGCGUGUGAUGGAGCAUUGUCCUGCAUGAAAAUCAUGUUUUUCUUGAAGGAUGCAGACUUCUUCCUGUACCACUGCUUGAAGAAGGUGUCUUCCAGGAACUGGCAGUAGGACUGGGAGUUGAGCUUGACUCCAUCCUCAACCCGAAAAGGCCCCACAAGCUCAUCUUUGAUGAUACCAGCCCAAACCAGUACUCCACCUCCACCUUGCUGGCGUCUGAGUCGGACUGGAGCUCUCUGCCCUUUACCAAUCCAGCCACGGGCCCAUCCAUCUGGCCCAUCAAGACUCACUCUCAUUUCAUCAGUCCAUAAAACCUUAGAAAAAUCAGUCUUGAGAUAUUUCUUGGCCCAGUCUUGACGUUUCAGCUUGUGUGUCUUGUUCAGUGGUGGUCGUCUUUCAGCCUUUCUUACCUUGGCCAUGUCUCUGAGUAUUGCACACCUUGUGCUUUUGGGCACUCCAGUGAUGUUGCAGCUCUGAAAUAUGGCCAAACUGGUGGCAAGUGGCAUCGUGGCAGCUGCACGCUUGACUUUUCUCAGUUCAUGGGCAGUUAUUUUGCGCCUUGGUUUUUCCACACGCUUCUUGCGACCCUGUUGACUAUUUUGAAUGAAACGCUUGAUUGUUCGAUGAUCACGCUUCAGAAGCUUUGCAAUUUUAAGAGUGCUGCAUCCCUCUGCAAGAUAUCUCACUAUUUUUGACUUUUCUGAGCCUGUCAAGUCCUUCUUUUGACCCAUUUUGCCAAAGGAAAGGAAGUUGCCUAAUAAUUAUGCACACCUGAUAUAGGGUGUUGAUGUCAUUAGACCACACCCCUUCUCAUUACAGAGAUGCACAUCACCUAAUAUGCUUAAUUGGUAGUAGGCUUUCAAACCUAUACAGCUUGGAGUAAGACAACAUGCAUAAAGAGGAUGAUGUGGUCAAAAUACUAAUUUGCCUAAUAAUUCUGCACUCCCUGUAUGGUAUGCAUGUGUAUAGGGACUGUAGAGUUUGUGUGGAUAGGAACUGCAAUGUGUAUUUAGGAUCUGUAGUGUGUGUGUGUAGGGACUAUAGUGUGCAUGUGUAUAGGGACAGUAGAGUUUGUGUGUAUAGGAGCUGCAAUGUGUAUUUAGGAUCUGUAGUGUGUGUGUGUGUGUGUAGGGACUAUGGUAUGCAUGUGUAUAGGGACCGUAGAGUUUGUGUGGAUAGGAACUGCAAUGUGUAUUUAGGAUCUGUAGUGUGUGUGUGUGUGUGUGUGUGUGUGUGUGUGUGUGUGUGUGCAUGUGUAUAGGGACAGUAGAGUUUGUGUGGAUAGGAGCUGCAAUGUGUAUUUAGGAUUUGUAGUGUGUGUGUGUAGGGACUAUAGUGUGCAUGUGUAUAGGGACCAUAGAGUUUGUGUGUAUAGGAGCUGCAAUGUGUAUUUAGGAUUUGUAGUGUGUGUGUGUAGGGACUAUAGUGUGCAUGUGUAUAGGGACAGUAGAGUUUGUGUGUAUAGGAGCUGCAAUGUGUAUUUAGGAUCUGUAGUGUGUGUGUGUAGGGACUAUAGUGUGCAUGUGUAUAGGGACAGUAGAGUUUGUGUGUAUAGGAACUGCAAUGUGUAUUUAGGAUUUGUAGUGUGUGUGUGUAGGGACUAUAGUGUGCAUGUGUAUAGGGACAGUAGAGUUUGUGUGGAUAGGAGCUGCAAUGUGUAUUUAGGAUCUGUAGUGUAUGUGUGUGUGUGUGUGUGUAGGGACUAUGGUAUGCAUGUGUAUAGGGACCGUAGAGUUUGUGUGUAUAGGAGCUGCAAUGUGUAUUUAGGAUCUGUAGUGUGUGUGUGUGUAGGGACUAUGGUAUGCAUGUGUAUAGGGACCGUAGAGUUUGUGUGUAUAGGAGCUGCAAUGUGUAUUUAGGAUUUGUAGUGUGUGUGUGUAGGGACUAUAGUGUGCAUGUGUAUAGGGACAGUAGAGUUUGUGUGUAUAGGAGCUGCAAUGUGUAUUUAGGAUCUGUAGUGUGUGUGUGUAGGGACUAUAGUGUGCAUGUGUAUAGGGACCGUAGAGGUUGUGUGUAUAGGAGCUGCAAUGUGUAUUUAGGAUUUGUAGUGUGUGUGUAGGGACUAUAGUGUGCAUGUGUAUAGGGACAGUAGAGUUUGUGUGGAUAGGAGCUGCAAUGUGUAUUUAGGAUUUGUAGUGUGUGUGUGUGUGUAGGGACUAUAGUGUGCAUGUGUAUAGGGACAGUAGAGUUUGUGUGUAUAGGAGCUGCAAUGUGUAUUUAGGAUUUGUAGUGUGUGUGUGUAGGGACUAUAGUGUGCAUGUGUAUAGGGACAGUAGAGUUUGUGUGUAUAUUUGCUGCAAUGUGUAUUUAGGAUCUGUAGUGUGUGUGUGUGUGUGUGUGUGUGUAGGGUCUGUAGAGUGUGUUUAUAGGUGGUGUAGUGUGUAUCUAGGAGCUGUGAAGAGGGCAGUAAUUUAGUAAUUAUUUGUAAAAAAAUUGUUUCUCCCCUCACUCUUAUUACCGUUCCCUGGUGAGCAAAGGUCAAAGUUACAGAAUAUAGAAAAAAACAUAUUACUAGCCAGGUCAGGGUUACAGAAUAUCGGAAAAAUGUAUUACUAGUCAGGUCAGGGUUAUAUAAUAUCAGAAAAACGUAUUACUAGUGAGGUCAGUGUCUUAGAAUAUCGGAAAAACGUAUUACACCUCAGGAUCACAGCAGUACUCAGAAUCUAAAAGACAAGCCAAAGUCAAACCAGAAAUGCUAAGAAUAAUAUCAAGAACACGCUACCAGAACAUAAACCACAACACGACAAUGAAAAAGGUGUAUUGUGCCUUUAAAUAUACUUAUGUGCAAAUUGAUUGGUCCAUGUUACUUCUGCGACCCUAUAAAGAACAAGAAUGGGGACGCCGAGUAACAGUCUCCACAGGACCGGAAGUGAAGGUGUAUACCUUUAAGAAGGCACAGUCACUAACAUUUAUUUUCCAUAAAUCAGUUUACAAUAACAAUACCAAUGGGCUGUUAGUUUGUUCUUACUAAACUCGAAUUACUACUUGAAAAUCUGAUAGCCUUCAGUGUGGCAUCACAAUAUUUAAUCCCUUUACAUUAUAUUACAAUUAAAAAGGCUGCAGAAGUAUGUCAGAAACAAAAUUGCUGAACAUAAGUAAAUAAAUAAAAAAGCAUAGAAUAGUCAGUACUUAAAGUGCCAUGUGCAUCAGGCCGUUCCUGUUGACAGUCUAAUUACUUGUUGUUUCAGAUUCCUGGAGAGUAAUUGGUUUGUUUGGGUCACUCAGAUGAACCAUAUUCCAAUGAACAUUGACUACGAUCAAAACAAAGAAUGGCUUUCAACCCAGGUGCCCAGUCUUGCUUCUAAUCGUAAUAUUUAAUUACAUUAAGUCUAUCUCAUUACAAUACGUUCAAGACACAGGCUUCAUUUCUGCCUUCUCUUUCAUUAUCUUUCCCAGCUUCAAGCCACUUGUAAUGUUGAUCAAUCUUUGUUUAAUGACUGGUUCAGUGGACACCUCAACUUUCAGAUAGAACAUCAGUAAGUAAAUCAUCUGACAGAGACAAACAUGGUACUAGUCCUCCUGUCCCUUUCUAACUCUCUGUGUCCCUUCUCCAGUUUAUUUCCCACCAUGCCACGGCACAAUUACGAGAAGGUGGCUCCUCUUGUCAAGUCACUUUGCAGCAAAUAUGGCGUUGAGUAUCAGUCCAAACCACUAUUCACGGCGUUUGCUGAUAUUGUUCAGUGAGUAACCUUCCUAGCUUAGUGACUUAAUUAACAACUCAUUUUUUUUUAUCUGACACGGUUUUUGAUCAUUGCACCCAUGGAUGUAGGCUCAGCUCUUCCAUUCAGCAUCUUUUUGCUCAUGUCCAACUUAAUGAUUACUAACCGCAUCCCUCAUGGGACAUUGGCUGGACAGACAUAUGGAAGUGCCUGCCUAGUAAGAGUCCAGCCUGUGGUUCCUUAGGACAUUAUGAUUGAUCUCCUUGUGCUUCAAAAACAUUAUUAUUAUUAUUAUGUUAUUUUAUUAAAGAUGAUGAUAGCAAUUCUACUUGAAAUAUUUGCCCAACUAAGAUGAGAAGGUUUUGUUACAUGGAACUGACAUCUUAGAACUCAAGCUUAGCUAUAGUCCGCGAGAAAAGUCAAUUAGCUUUAUUAUUUUGUUGCGUCGUACUACAUAUUAGAGAAAUGUAUACAUCAAAAAGGGCAACUCUAGGAACAAGUCAUUAUUUUGUAAGGUAAUUGUCUGUUAUUUUUUUUAGUAUAACCUUUCUUAGCAGUUGUUGCCUCACAGUAAAUUAACUGAUUUACGACAAUUUUUAAAUGCAUGUAAUCUAUAUAGUAGAGCAAUGUACUGGCCAUGACUAGUCCAUGUAUUUGUGGAGCAGUUUCUGUAUCUCCUCCUCUGUUCAUGCGCUCUCUGUGAUGAUUUACAGGGGCUGUGUCAGGGUUUUUUCUAAGUGGCAGAAAGGUUUAGAACUUAUAACAAAGAUAUAAAGAAAGCCAAUGUGUUGGUAAAGAAAUGUGUUGGACUAUCUCCACAUUUUAUUUUUCAUACUUCACAAAUCAAACACAUAUUUGUGAAAUGAAUGUGAAAUAAAUAUACAAUUCCUUGUAUGCAUUGGCCCCUAUUUAAAAAGUAUGAAUUCAAUAAUUUCAUGACAGAUUAUUCAUAAAAUAAAUCACCACCACUGCUGUCUGUAAUAGUUUGCCUUUUUUUUAGUUCCCUCAAAGAGUCUGGGGACCUGUGGUUAGAUGCCUAUCUGCACAAGUAG
Molecule: messenger RNA, 22035 nt
Organism: Pelobates cultripes (western spadefoot toad)
Lineage: Eukaryota; Metazoa; Chordata; Amphibia; Anura; Pelobatidae
Source: the annotation of a GenBank genome assembly